Messenger RNA from Nicotiana tabacum (common tobacco), 486 nucleotides. The record is from RefSeq and is a predicted model, not a curated record. Lineage: Eukaryota; Viridiplantae; Streptophyta; Magnoliopsida; Solanales; Solanaceae.
AUGGGCGAGACUAGUGAUGCUAAAAAGGAAAACGAAGAGAGAAAAUACAUGCCUGCUUUACAUUUCCCUCAAAGGAUAAAGCAUAAAAAAUUAGACAAGUGUUUUGGGCAGUUCUUGGAGAUGCUCAAACAAUUAUAUGUGAACACUCCCUUCAUAGAGUUGCUCACUCAAAUGACCGCUUAUGAAAUAUUCUUAAAGGAGAUGUUGUCGAGCAAAAGGUUGUUAGAAGAAACAACAAUGAUCAAGCUUAAUAUCCACUGCAGUGCCAUAUUGCAAAAUAAAAUUCCUCAAAAGUAUGGAGAUCCAAGAAGUUUUACCAUACCAUGCUUUUUGUGGAUUGAGAAGUUUGACAAGGCCUUGUAUGAUUCAAGUUCAUCUAUAAAUCUACUUUUCUAUUUUCAGAAACUUGAAGGUGAGAUUGGAGUGAUCAAGUCUAUACCAGUAUACUCGCAACUGGCUGAUAAGGCAACAAUCAUACCCGAGUAA